AUGAAGGCGAAGCGUCCCGUCGGCCGGCCUCGCAAAAAUUGGCCCGUAAAGGAGUCGGAACCUCCCAAAGUCCGAGUUGAAGUUGCGGAUGACCAAGUCGUCGGCCAUCUUAAUGUGAGACCGCAUGGUCAUGCACGCAACGAACUCGAGGAGCGAAUCAACGACCUUAGCGAUUCAUGGGAGACCGAGUCGCUUUUCGAGGAUGUCAUCGAAGAUAUCUCUGAAGAUAGGUUCAUUAACGAUGUUGACGCUGUCACGCCAGAACAGGCUGUGCAGUACCGCCAACAGUUACGAGCUGUUGGACCCCAAGAGUUCUGCAAACGUACAGUUGACUCUGGCACAAUUACAGUCAAGAAGUUACUGACGGCCUUUGGAAUACGGCCGCCUGCAUUCCUUGAUGGGCUUCCAGAUCAUGCCUACUUCGGUUUACUCACUUUGGCCAUGACGCGUGAGUUGGUUAAGCGCGCCAAGCUUCCAACGUAUAACACAAUUGACGACGCCGUGGCUCUGCUGAAAGCAUCGCGAAACAUCGUCGUCUUGACCGGAGCUGGAAUUUCUACUUCGCUCGGAAUUCCCGAUUUUCGCUCAAAAGAAACGGGACUCUACUCGCAACUCGAGAAGCUCGGUUUAGGGAUUAGCGACCCUCAAGAAGUCUUUAACAUAGAUAUCUUCCGGGAAGACCCGACUAUCUUUUACUCGGUGGCAAAGGACAUUCUUCCCGAGACCAAGGGAUUAUACUCGCCAACUCACGCUUUCAUCGCUAAGCUUCAGGAUGAAGGCAAGCUUCUAACGAAUUACUCACAAAACAUUGAUAACAUCGAAGCAAACGCGGGUAUCAGACCGGAUAAACUUGUCCAGUGCCACGGCUCAUUUGCAACUGCUACCUGUCAGAAAUGUGGCUACAAAGUCCAAGGCGACACCCUCUUUGCCGACAUCAAAGCUGGCAAUAUACCGCGAUGCAUCAAAUGCAUUACUGCGCUCCGAACUAACGGCUCGAUGAAGCGCAAGCGCUCUUACAAUAAAUCUACAGGCAAGAAGACCCGGCGUAAGAGCACGGACGAUGAUGACGACGACGAUGGCCAAUACGAUAUCCCCGCCGCUGGCGUCAUGAAACCCGACAUCACUUUCUUCGGUGAGGAGCUACCGGAUGAGUUCAGUCAACGGUUAGUUAAGCACGAUCGUGACCGCGUCGAUCUGGUCAUCGUGAUUGGCACUUCGCUCAAAGUUGCACCUGUCUCUGAAGUUGUGCCUUACCUACCGCCGCAUAUCCCGCAGAUAUAUAUCUCGCGCACGCCUGUCAGCCAUAUUAAUUUCGAUAUCGACCUUCUCGGCGACUGCGACGUCAUCGUUGCAGAGCUGUGCCGUCGCGCGGGUUGGACUCUUAACCACCCCAUGGUGAAGCCCGAUCAAAAGAUCGACAUCAAGCUAGAAGAGGGCUACAAGAGUCGGCAUGUUUUUACGGUAGUUAAGCCCGAAGAAGACUCACCAAACCCAAAACCAAACCCAAAAUCAGAACCGAAACUGAAACCGAAACCAGAGCCAUGA
Messenger RNA from Daldinia vernicosa, 1545 nucleotides. RefSeq names its product SIR2-domain-containing protein. NCBI's taxonomy places the organism in Eukaryota, Fungi, Ascomycota, Sordariomycetes, Xylariales, Hypoxylaceae. Bases 1 to 1545 code for a protein of 514 amino acids. The record is from RefSeq and is a predicted model, not a curated record. Gene Ontology annotation, molecular function: NAD+ binding. The transcript has 2 exons.